CAUUGUCCACACUCAUAUUGCAGACUGGGAAACAGGUAGAUAUCCUCUCAUAGGAACAUUGUGGAACCACGGCCAGGAGGAAACCAACGUAGUCAGCGCGCCUUCGCUUCUUCGCACUGCCAGAGACCUAAACGCUGCCAGCAUUCCUCCGAGAACUUGUGUCAUGGCGUCGUUCACACUGAUGGUGGGAGAGUUCCAUAAGGUGAAGAUCUCCGCGAAGAACAUUCUAAGCGCGGGCUCUUUGGUGAUUAAGGACUUCUCGCAGCUUUGCAGCCGAAAAACCGGCGUGUUUGUCGUAAACAAGGCCCUAGUGAAGCUGUACUCCGUUGGCUACAACCGGACAUACGCCUAUGAUGAUGCUGAAACAAUGACAGCCAAGGCUGUGGCUUUCUUCAAGCUCUACCAACACCUGCGUCAGGGCUGGGCUGUGUUCGAUACAGAAUUUGAGGACUACGAUGACACCUGCGGCAACGGCACCUUCAGCAGGCUGAAGGCUUUCAAGGCGAAGCUUGUCGCAUGAUUCCAGUGUUUGCUACAUAAA
This is a messenger RNA of Dermacentor andersoni, 541 nucleotides long. RefSeq lists its product as uncharacterized. NCBI's taxonomy places the organism in Eukaryota, Metazoa, Arthropoda, Arachnida, Ixodida, Ixodidae. The record is from RefSeq and is a predicted model, not a curated record.